CUGCCACGAAAAACAGCGAGAAACUCUGAGAAACUGACGCAAAAUAUUUUCCCUCUCACCGGGAAAACAAAAAUGAGUGGGAUUCGAGCUUCAGUUUCCUCGUCCCCUUUUUCACUUUUGCACACUAAACCCAAAUUUACCCACCAUUCAUCUCCAAAUCUUGCUGUAUCCCGCUCCCCUUCCACUCCCUCAAAUCUCAAGCUUCGAGGAAUUCCACAUUUUCCACCAAAUUCCUCUCCCAGAUCCAAAGCUCGUUGUUGCAGCAGCUCCGGCCCCGGUGGUUUCGGCUCCGGUGAUGGCGACAGUAGGACUGUUCUAGAUGCCUUUUUCUUAGGGAAAGCUCUAGCAGAAGCCUUGACUGAGCGUAUCGAGUCAACAGUUGGAGAGGUUCUGAGUGGGAUCGGGAGGCUGCAAGCUGAACGACAAAAACAAAUUGUUGAUUUCCAGGAGGAGGUGAUAGAAAGAGCUAAGAGAGCCAAGGACAAAGCUGCACGUGAUUCCAUAGAAGUACAAGAACCCAUCUCCCCCUCAAUAACAUCACCUACGAUCGCAGUUACUUCGACUGAUCCACAACAACUCUCGAAACCCGACCCAUAUUCAGAAUCUACUGUGAACCUUGAUCCUCCUCUCGAUGUAACGAAUGACGAAGAGUAAUCGUCUUGCGACGUUGAUUUCUCUUGUUUUUAGUCUUGUAAUGAAUGUAACCCAUAUACAUACAGGUGAUGAUAAGUUAGUUAUUCGGUCUCAAGAUACUCAUAUAGUAAUCGCCUAUUUAGGAUUCCUAUGUUAAAUAUCUUACGAGCGUAUUGAUGCUGAAUAUCGUUAGAUCACAAUUUGUUGCGUAAGAUUACUCAAAGUCUAUGAAUAAGAAAUCAUCCGAAUCUGAGUUGACUCGAAUA
Messenger RNA from Momordica charantia (bitter melon), 899 nucleotides. RefSeq lists its product as uncharacterized. Lineage: Eukaryota; Viridiplantae; Streptophyta; Magnoliopsida; Cucurbitales; Cucurbitaceae. The record is from RefSeq and is a predicted model, not a curated record. Gene Ontology annotation, biological process: thylakoid membrane organization. Gene Ontology annotation, cellular component: chloroplast thylakoid membrane.